This is a messenger RNA of Pogoniulus pusillus (Red-fronted tinkerbird), 2448 nucleotides long. RefSeq names its product tetraspanin-18-like. The coding region runs from base 799 to 1554 and encodes 251 amino acids. Gene Ontology annotation, cellular component: plasma membrane. The record is from RefSeq and is a predicted model, not a curated record. The transcript has 7 exons. NCBI's taxonomy places the organism in Eukaryota, Metazoa, Chordata, Aves, Piciformes, Lybiidae.
AGUGCCGCGGCGGCGACGGCUCGGCCCGGGGGGGCCGGGGGGGAGCCGUGGAGGAUUCCGCAGCCCGCGGCCCUGCUGGGGACCGGGGACAGAGCCUGCGAGGCGAGGGCCGGUUCUGCGUCUGCCUUAGGCCCGCGGCUGUAGGCACCGCAGCGCCGAGGCUCAGUCCUGUGCCUGCCCCUGGAGCCAGCGCUGCAGAUGUGCCCCCCCGGGCAGAACCUGUCCUGCUCUGCUGCCCACACUCUCCUCUGUGCCCCCCAGCACCCCACUGGCCUCCUUGGCCACCAGGGCACCUUGCUGGCUCCUGGGCAGUUGUUGCCCCCCAGCACCCCCAGGGCCUUCUCCUGGGAGCUGCUCUCCAGCAGGUCCCCCCCAGCUGUGCUGCUCAGGAGGUUGUUCCUGCCCAGGGGCAGGCCCUGCCCUUGCCCUGGCACAGCUCCUGAUGGCCAUCGCCACCUUGGCACCGCACCUGGGUUCCCACCAGAGGCCCUCAGGGGCUUCCCCCGCCGCUGGCAGCCCUGGGAGCUGAUGUGGGCAGCAAUAAUUGAUGGCCCAGGUGGCCCCCGGGGGCAGCUCCGCUUUCGCUGCCCGCAGGUGGAAUGACCUCCGCCGAGGGGAGCCAGGGCAGGAGACUCCCUGCACCGCCUGGCACCAUGGCAGAUCCUGUUCCACAUCAAUCAUUCAUGGCCCAGCCGCGGAAGGGGCUCCUGGGCACUGCUCGGCUGGGGAGAGUGAGUCCAACCCCCUGCAGGGCAGGGCCCGGCGCUGCCGUGCCCCCCGGUGCCCCCCGGUGCCCCCAUGGCUGUCCUGAGCUGCAUGAAGUUCCUCAUGUUCGCCUUCAACCUGCUGGCGUUUGCUGGGGGCGUCUGCCUGGCAGGUGUGGGGGUCUGGGUGGCCGUGGACCCGGCUGGCUUCCAGGACCUUGUGGUUGCCAAGCCCGUGCUGAGCGCCGGUGCCUACCUGCUGCUGGCCCUGGGCAUUGCCCUCUCCCUGCUGGGCUUCCUGGGCUGCUGCGGGGCCCUGCGCCGGAGCCGCCCCCUGCUGCUGCUGUUCUUCAUCCUCGUGGGCCUCGUCUUCCUCACGCAGCUGCUUGGGGCUGCUCUCUUCCUGGUGCACUGGAAGAAGGUCCAGCCGGAGGUGCUCCUGUCUGAGCUGAGGAGCAGCUACCAGGGGGAUGAGGCUGCUGAGGUCUUCUCCGGGGCCUGGAACACUCUCAUGGUCACGUUCUCCUGCUGUGGGGUUUUGGGCCCUGAGGACUUUGGGAACGGUUCCCUCUUCCAGCAGCUGCACCCAUGCAUGCCCUGGCCCCGGGCAUGCUGUGCCAGGGAUGGGCUCCUGCAGGGGGGAGAGCUGCUGGGCUGGCAGCAGUGCCAGGAGAGGAGCCCUGGCUACAUCCAUGAGCAGGGCUGCUUCUCCACCUUUGGCAGAACCCUGCAGGGUUACAUCUCCAUCCCUGGCACCUGCAGCUUGGCUGUGCUGGGCAUCGAGGUACAGAGGGGACAGGGCAUGGCACGGCGUGGGGGAGGCUGUGCCAGGAGGGUGCUGUGUGGCUGAAGGGCAGCAAUGAGGGCAGGGAGGCAAUAGCUCAACGUGCAGGUGGGGAGCAGUGACAGAGCCUCCCUCUGCCACGCUGCCCCUGUGCACAGGGGCUGCCUGGCACCUGGCUGGCACAGGGGAGAGGGGGGCUGGAGGCAGCUGCAGGCUCUGAGCUGCUCUUCCUCUCCUCCACCCCAGAUCUUUGCCAUGUUCUUUGCCUUCUGCCUCUACUACAACUUCGACUGAGCAGGAGCAGUGCAGCACAGCCAAGCCUGGCGAGUUCCAGGGGUGGCUGUGACCCCCAGAGCAGAAGCUGGCACGGAGCAGAGGUGAGGCUGGGCCUGGCUGCCUCUUGCAGCAGGGGCAGCACCAAAGCUUAAAUCCCUCUCGGGCAGCUGCUCAGAGCAGGAGGCUCCACUGCCAUCGGCCACCAAAAGGGCUCUGGUGACAGAAGUCCUGCCCCUGCCCCACCAAAGUUCCUUCUCCUCCCUCCUGCUGCUCCUCAGCUCCCUGGCACCACCCUGCUGGCACCUGCUGGGCUUUUCCUCAUCCCUCUCUCUGCUGCUGCUCUUCAACAGCCACCUCCUGAGGACAGUACCAAGGCACAGCCCAGGUCCCCAAGCUGGACCCUCCCAGGCUGCUGCCUCUGGUGACUUCUCCUUCCACAGCCCUGCUGUGCCAGGGACACUGCAGCCUGUGCCAGGGAAGGGCUCCCACAAGCUGGUCCAGACGCGGCUGUGGCUCAGCUUCUGCCCUCAGCUUGCCCUGGGCAGGGGCAGCAAAGCAGAAGCUGAGCUCCUUGGUGCUGUUCCCAGCUCAGGGAGCAGAGGCUGAGGCACCAGUGCCAGUUGUGCCCUCGGGGACAUCUCCAGAGCUCCACCCAGCAGAGCAAUAAACCCAAACUGAGCUUUA